This is a messenger RNA of Synchytrium microbalum, 975 nucleotides long. RefSeq lists its product as uncharacterized. Gene Ontology annotation, biological process: mitotic spindle assembly checkpoint signaling. The transcript is spliced from 6 exons. NCBI's taxonomy places the organism in Eukaryota, Fungi, Chytridiomycota, Chytridiomycetes, Synchytriales, Synchytriaceae. Gene Ontology annotation, molecular function: ubiquitin binding. The record is from RefSeq and is a predicted model, not a curated record. Bases 1 to 975 code for a protein of 324 amino acids. Gene Ontology annotation, cellular component: kinetochore; bub1-bub3 complex; mitotic checkpoint complex.
AUGCUUCAUACCACCGCGACUGCUGAUUACGAGUUGUCAUCGCCUCCACAGGAUGGCAUAUCAUGCGUGGCAUUCGCUCCCAAGGACCCGAAAUUAUUAGCCAACGUCCGUGUAUAUGAUGUCGAAAACAAUAAUUUAAAAUGCAGAUAUGAACAUCGACAAGCUGUACUGAGCACUUGCUUUGGAGAUGAUACACAUUUAUAUAGUGGUGGAUUGGACAAGGAUUUGAAAAUGUAUGAUUUACAAGCACAAAAAGAAACAAUACUAGGAAGCCACGAUGAAGCUAUUCGAAUAGUAGACUACAACCAAAAGACGAACAUGGUAAUUACCGGAAGUUGGGACAAGAGCGUAAAAACAUGGGACCCAAGAACACCCUCGCACCUAUCACAAACAGAUCUCCCAGCCAAAGUAUUCGCAAUGUCAACAGCAGACACCAAGGUCGUCAUCAGCAUGGCCCAACGCCUUAUACAUAUAUACGAUAUUCGAAACAUGUCGGAAACGCUACAACAACGGGAAUCAUCACUAAAGUUCAUGACUCGGGUGGUCAAGUGUAUGCCGAAUGGAGAAGGGUAUGCUUCGGGAUCUAUUGAGGGAAGAGUUGCUGUUGAGUUCUUUGAUCCGUCUGAGGCAGUGCAGGCAAAGAAGUAUGCAUUCAAGUGUCAUCGACAAAUGUCGGAGGGUGUGGAUAAUGUGUAUCCAGUGAAUGCGUUAGCUUAUCAUCCUGUGUAUGGAACCUUUGCAAGUGGUGGUGCUGAUGGAUUUGUGUCAACAUGGGAUGGAUUCAACAAGAAGAGACUAAAACAGUUCACAAAGUAUCCAACAUCUAUCGCCUCUAUCGCAUUCAACGGUGCGGGUACAUUGCUUGCUAUUGCGUCCAGCUAUACCUUUGAGGAAGGAGAAAAGGAUACACCACCAGACUCUGUAUUUAUUCGAACUAUAUUGGAUGGCGACGUGAAGCCAAAAAACAUGGCAUAG